AUGCACCACACUGUGCUAGUAUUUCACACCUGCAAUGACCAGCACACUAAUACCGGGUUGCCUUACGUCGAGACUCAAACCCGUAUUUCUGCUUUAACUGCCGUGAACCUGACUGUCCAAAGUCUCGGACUUUCCAAACCCACCGCCGACGACGACGAUCCUGGUCUCGGACGCUUUCCAGUUUCCCGCACAAAACCCCGGAUGGAAGUCGAGACAAAAGCUAAUCUAAUUGCGGAGCGCCUACAGCGCCGCCGGGUCGCUGGCGGCGCAGGAGGGCUGGCCUUCGACGACCUCGGCGCCGCGCAGCAGGCCGCCAACAAGGCCUCGUCCGCCGCCAAGAGGGCCUACCUCAGGGCCAAAGGUACCGGCCACGGCGGCCUCGGCUACGGCACCAGCGCUGGUUCUGGCAGCGGCUUCGGCUUCGGUGACGGAGGAUACGGAGGAGGCGGUGGUAGCUACGGCCAUUGA
Penaeus monodon (black tiger shrimp) is the source of this 468-nucleotide messenger RNA. RefSeq names its product glycine-rich RNA-binding protein 5, mitochondrial-like. The transcript has 6 exons. Lineage: Eukaryota; Metazoa; Arthropoda; Malacostraca; Decapoda; Penaeidae. The record is from RefSeq and is a predicted model, not a curated record. Bases 1 to 468 code for a protein of 155 amino acids.